AUGGUGGAGGGACAUGUUCUCAACAAUCUCAAAGAGGACGAAAUGGGUGAAGGUUUCAACGAUUGGGUCAAAUGUGUGUUCAAAAAUGGUAAUAAUAUUCUUUUUUGGCAUAGUUGUUGGAUGGAUGAUCAACCGCUUAGAGUUACCUACCCGCACUUGUUCGAUUGUAUAACAAACAACCUUUGUGUGGUGAGAGAUCUCCUCACUUUUAAUCAAGGUGGAAUUACGUGGAAUUUGGAAAGCAUACUUGGAGCGGAUGUCAUUAACACUUCGGUUUCGACCGCUCAUUCCGCAAUGGGCAUGGUCAUCGGAGACGAGUUUAGGGACUUGAAUUUGAACCUUCAAGGGGUAGUGUCGGACAUAUUGGCAACGGACGAAUUCCAUUGGAAGCUAAAUACAAACGGAGAUUUCUCGGUGUCUAGUGUUUCGCACUUGGUGUCUAAUGCAAAGGACAUAGCUUGGCCCACAUCCACUAUCAAGUUGUUGGAAGUUAUUUGGAAGACAACCAUUCCGGCAAAGACCAAGAUUUUCGCGUGGAGAUUCCUCACCAAUAGACUCCCGGUUAAAGUGCAACUUGGCAAUAGAGGUGUGUCCUAUCUUACUUCCUUUGAUUGCCCUUUUUGCAAUUGUCACCCGGAAUCCUUGGACCAUAUUUUCUACCAUUGCAAUGUUACAAAAGCGGUAUGGAAUAGAAUUUAUUUGUGGUUGAGUAAUGAUGUUAAGCUUUCUUAUGAGGAGUUUAAGAGCUUUGGGUGCAUUCAAGAAAAGGAGAAGAACACCAACUCUAAAGCUAAACUUAACAUAAUAUGGAUAGCUUUAAUUUGGUGUAUUUGGAAUAUGAGGAAUACAAUGGUUUUUGACAAUGGGAAUUUUAGCUUCGACGAGGUCAUAGCAAAUAUCUUGUAUUUUUCAUGGAGAUGGGUUAGCUUUAAGGAUUUUCCGGGUAGGAUGUCUUAA
Vicia villosa (hairy vetch) is the source of this 957-nucleotide messenger RNA. RefSeq lists its product as uncharacterized. The transcript has a single exon. NCBI's taxonomy places the organism in Eukaryota, Viridiplantae, Streptophyta, Magnoliopsida, Fabales, Fabaceae. Bases 1 to 957 code for a protein of 318 amino acids. The record is from RefSeq and is a predicted model, not a curated record.